Messenger RNA from Micropterus salmoides (largemouth bass), 2869 nucleotides. It is a transcript of the gene mmp28, whose product is annotated as matrix metallopeptidase 28. Gene Ontology annotation, molecular function: zinc ion binding; metalloendopeptidase activity. Gene Ontology annotation, cellular component: extracellular matrix. The transcript is spliced from 9 exons. Gene Ontology annotation, biological process: extracellular matrix organization; collagen catabolic process; proteolysis. The record is from RefSeq and is a predicted model, not a curated record. The coding region runs from base 147 to 1721 and encodes 524 amino acids. NCBI's taxonomy places the organism in Eukaryota, Metazoa, Chordata, Actinopteri, Centrarchiformes, Centrarchidae.
GUCAGUCCGCAGGGAUGGAGACGUUAGGCGAGCAGCAGCAUGCUGUCACGUACUGACAGCGAAAGCCAACAAGGGGAAAAAAAUUAUCAGCAGGACCGAAAUGCGCCAUGCAAGCGGCAGAGUGCUGAUAGUGUGGUUGUCCCGCAAUGAGCCGCCGACCUCCGGACCGGUGUGGAGAUGGACGGGACAUGAGGGCAGCCUGGAUCCUCACUGUGACCCUCAUCACCGCUCAGACUGCCGGAGGUUCACCGCUGGACCCCGAGGUUUUUCUGGAAAAGUAUGGCUAUCUCCAUCAGGACAACCACAUCCACAAUGCAGCUGAGAUGCAGUCAGCUAUCUGCGAGUUCCAGAUGUUGUCCCGGCUUCCGGUCACGGGUGAGCUUGACGGUGCCACCCUGAGGCAGAUGUCGGAGCCCCGCUGUGGGGUGUCGGAUGAGGGCAGCCAGCAUAUCUGGGCUCAGAGAGUAAACGCCAUCUUUACUGGAAAGAGCGCCGCUGUCAGACGACCACAGCGGAGGAGGGGGCGCUCUGCUGCGCAAGCUGAGAAGUGGUACAAACGUCAUCUGACCUACCAGAUAGUGAACUGGCCUCACCACCUGUCUCUGGGCUCUGUGCGUCUGGUGGUGCGCACUGCCUUCCAGCUGUGGAGCAACGUGUCGGGCCUGGUGUUCCAAGAGGCACCUGAAGGUCCCGCUGACAUCCGGUUGGCCUUUUACGAGGGAGACCACAACGACGGGGCCAGCAACGCCUUCGACGGACCAGGAGGAACUCUGGCUCACGCCUUCCUGCCUCGCCGAGGGGAAGCCCACUUCGACAGGGAGGAGAGGUGGACCCUAAACGGACACAAGGGACACAACCUGUUCAUGGUGACCGCCCACGAGAUCGGACACACUCUGGGACUUGAGCACUCCCCCGUCCGUCACGCCCUGAUGUCGCCGUACUACAGGAAGCUCGGCCGCGGCCUGGUGCUGAGCUGGGAUGACAUCAUCGCAGUGCAGCAACUGUACGGUAAGCCGCCAGGUGACCGGCCCGUGAGGCUGCCCGGCCAGGUUUUGCAUGCUGUGCUGCAGGAGUGGGAGUUCACAGAGCUUCACAACGGGCAUCAGACCGCAGGGCAGCCCCUCUACUGCCAGGGUAUCUUUGAUGCCAUCACUAUGGACCAGAAUGAGACAGUGCUGGUGUUUCGUGGCAGUGUGUACUGGACAGUGUCAGCUGAAGGCAGUGUGAGCGGCCCGCUGCCUCUCCGUCAGCGCUGGUCAGACCUCCCUAUCGCCAUCGAGGCUGCUGCGUUCUCCCCACUGGACUCCAAGUGGUAUUUUUUCAAAGGGAAGCGGAUGUGGCGCUACACAGGCAGCGUGCUGGACCCCGGCUUCCCCAGGAGGAGCACUGAGUUGGGGCUGCCUCGCCACCCAGACUGCGCCUUCUAUUACGCUCCUCUUGGUCACAUGGUCCUCUUCAAGGGCUCCCGCUACUCUGUACUUAACCUAAAAUCUCUGCGCCAAGAGCCCUACUACCCCCGCAGGCUGAAAGACUGGACUGGUGUGCCACAGGGGACCAACGGGGCGCUGACCCGUCCAGACGGGCGUCUCUACCUGUUCAGAGAGCAGCGGUUCUGGAGAUUUGACCCGGUCAAGGUGCAAGUCACCAGAGGGGGCCAGUGGGCCAAGGAUCUCAGAUGGACUGGUUGCAGCAACGCUCCUCAGAGCAACAAUAUCCUUUGACCAGCAGAGGGAGCUGUGGGUACUGUAUAUUGUGGAAAUACAGACACCAAUUUACUUCUGAGUCUCACCUGCAGCUGAACUUUGGCUUCUUCUGUAUCCCAGAGCACUGCCCCUUUGUCAGACUACACACCUGUGUCCUCCUGCAUGACUUCAGAUCAUCCUCUUAAAGGGUUUCUCCUCUUGUGAUCAUUACCACAGCAUGACGCAGUGGCAGCGAUUUAGAUGAAGAACUCAUCGACUGGCUCCUCUUUGUUUGUGCGUGCUGACAGCAACUCAGCAGUAGUUCUGUUCUCCACCACGGCCCCUUUGGAGGGGCUUUGUCCUGCUGCCACAGUCCUGCUGCCACAGCCCUUCCUGGUUGUAUCAGCAGAACCAGCGGAGCCCCAUGUCUUGGAGGGGCCCUGAGGGUGUGUGCUUGUCUGUGGCAGACAUUCAAUCAGCUCCUUGGCCAGUCCCUCACCAGCAGAAGCCCCAACAGCUGCAGGUCUCUCAGAGCAGAGAGUCAUCAAAAGGUCCAUGGAGGAAGAGCGAGCAAUUGUUUUGACUGCUUUGUCAGAGCGAGGUGAGACGGGCACUCCUGUGUCUACGUUGGUCUCUGCUUCCUCCUCCUCCUCCUCCAGAAGGAGAUGGGAGAGAGAACGGGUGAUGGAGGGGCGCAGAGGAGAGUCAGGGUGAUUGGUGGUUGAGGGCAGAGCAGGGCUGCUGCGCUGGGAUGAGUAACAGGAGCUGCCUGGAGGGGUGCUGCAGCAGCUUCCUGAUCCCAGACUCUCUGCUCCACCACCUCCUCCAUAAAGCUUCUCCAGGACAGGGUCACUGCGCGGUCUGUGGCCUAUAAACAACCAAAGACACAUAUAUCAGAAUUACAAAAUUGGGCAAUUAGAAACCUUUGUACUAUUGUACUAAACUCAAAUGUCACUGAACAUGAAAACAGCUCAGUGUUUAUUUUUUGCGUAGUGUCAACUCAAACUGUCUCAAAGAGUUUCAGAACCUUAUGGUCAGAUGAUUUGCAGAUGGUGUUACAGGAUAAGACUAGUGUUUUAUUUCUUGUUUUUUAUUUAAAAAAGUGAUUAGUUGUAAAAUAUACCAUCAUAUAUCCCAUCCUUUAAUGCUUUUACAUUAGACAAUAAAGUUUACAUUUGUGUUGUUGA